Ylistrum balloti is the source of this 630-nucleotide messenger RNA. RefSeq names its product cell death-inducing p53-target protein 1 homolog. Lineage: Eukaryota; Metazoa; Mollusca; Bivalvia; Pectinida; Pectinidae. The record is from RefSeq and is a predicted model, not a curated record. The transcript is spliced from 3 exons. Gene Ontology annotation, molecular function: zinc ion binding. The coding region runs from base 1 to 444 and encodes 147 amino acids.
AUGGGAAAGACACCGCCCUACUCUCCACAGCAACAUGGGUAUCCCUCACAGGUAGCCCCUCCUCAGCAGGGGUACCCGCCACAGGCUCCUCCACCCCGGCAAGGCUAUCCACCACAGGGUGUGCCCCCUCCUUACAGCCAGCCGUCCCAGCAGUCUCAGAAUUCAGGAUCGACAACAGUAGUGGUUAACGCGCCACAGGUGGUGCUCGGCGCCCCAGUCUUCCACGAAGUGUCUGUAAGGUGUACCUGUCCACAUUGCCGGGCUUACAUUAUGACGUCAACGAAUUACACAACUGGUAACAUGGCGUGGCUCUUUUUCCUGAUCCUGUUUUUUCUCGGAAUUUGGCCUUGUUGUUUGAUCCCAUUCUUUGCGAAUGGCUUUAAGGAUGUGGUACACACCUGCCCUAACUGUGGUUGUGUAGUUGGACGCUUCAACCGGAUGUAGACUCGAAUGCACUUUUCGGCUACAAGAACACGACAUAAUGAAAAUGUUCAUUUCCGGAAGUUUGGUUACAAUGAAUACGCGGAAGGAUAUGUUAUGUUUUCAACAACUGGAGUAGUUACCAAAGUGUUGUGGGAUUUUUCAGUAUGGCUGUAUCAUUGUUUUUUUUCUCCAUGUAAAUAUAUUGAU